Molecule: messenger RNA, 3620 nt
Organism: Trichomycterus rosablanca
Lineage: Eukaryota; Metazoa; Chordata; Actinopteri; Siluriformes; Trichomycteridae
Gene: agbl2
Product: AGBL carboxypeptidase 2
Exons: 23
Coding region: 164-3217 (1017 amino acids)
Biological process (GO): proteolysis
Molecular function (GO): zinc ion binding; metallocarboxypeptidase activity
Source: RefSeq, a predicted model, not a curated record
UUAAUGCUGGAAACGAAGUGAAAAGUUUUUAUAAUCAACUGUACGUUAAUGUUAGAUUUGUUUCAUGUUGGCUAGCGGAGCGUUUCUGGCUAAACGAAUUAUAACAUCUGCUAAGCUGUGUGUAUCAAUAAAGUCCAUAUACGCUUGGGAAUAAGAAAAUGUCAUGCAGACCUCAGAUGACCCAUAUGAGAAAUUUAUUUUGCAACACUUGAAGCAUUAUGGACUUUUUACUGCCCAGGGUUCCUCAUCUUUUCAGAGAAAUUUCUCAAUUGGUAGAUUGUGGGACAGCAGCCAUAAUGCUGUGUCUACAGAUCGCCGUCAUUCACUGGCUGAUCAAAGCCAUUCAACAGCUGACAGCUCAGACAUGGAAGAGGAGGAACCACAACCUCAUCAGGAACAACUCUCCUUUAAUAUGGAGAAGUAUCUCAGAACAAGACAGCUGCUUAUUGACUUUGAAGGUGGGCGGCCUGUCCCACGUCUGAGGGAACCACAGGCCCUUUUUUCUAUUCCUUCAAGCUCCUGCCCCCUCCAAAGUGUUCGCUGGCCAGUUGAAUGUGGAGUCAUCUGUGACAAAAUCAAUCACAUAGAAUGGGAUCCUCCAGAACCUGAGCCCUUUUAUCAACAGACAGGAUUUGAGCGUACCCCCAUGCCAGUGUCAGAGGAAAAAGGAACUACUGUGUAUUGUAUAGACUCAGCCAUGAAGACCCCCUAUUUUACUUCUUCCUGUGUUGGUGGACGCAGAAGGCAUUUAAAGAGUUUCUCAUCUGGUGCUAACAGCCAAGAGACACCCACACUUUCCUUUGAGUCUCGAUUUGAAAGUGGUAAUCUCCAAAAAGCAGUUAAAAUUGGCCUUUAUGACUAUGAGCUCACCUUGCGCAGUGACAUGUACACCACUAAGCACACACAGUGGUUCUAUUUCCGUGUAAAAAAUAUGAAGGCAGGCUUCAAGUAUCGUUUUACUAUUAUCAACCUGAUGAAGUCCAGCAGUCUGUAUGAAGCAGGUAUGCGUCCUCUGCUAUACUCUGAGCUCGGUACCUGGUAUAAGGGAGAGGGCUGGCACCGUGCAGGCAACAACAUUCGGUACUACCGGAAUCAGAGUGACAUCGAGGGGAAUGCACUUUAUUCCCUCACGUGGACGCUUCAGUUUCCUUAUGACAAUGAUACCUGCUAUUUUGCUCACUGCUACCCAUACACCUACUCAGAUCUUCAGGACUACCUGCGAGUUGUGGUUUCCAACCCGGUCACAGCACUGUACUGUAAAGUGCGGGUGCUGUGUCGCAGCUUGGCAGGUAACUCUGUGUAUGUGCUGACUAUAACAGCACCAGGCUCCUGGCAGGAGCAAAGGAACAAGCGAGCGGUGGUAGUGACAGCGCGAGUGCAUCCUGGAGAAACAAACAGUUCAUGGAUGAUGCAGGGCUUUUUGGAUUUCCUGUUGGGCGAGUCAGCUGAUGCACGUCUACUAAGGGAAACCUUUGUCUUUAAGGUAGUGCCAAUGCUGAAUCCUGAUGGUGUGGUUGUUGGUAACUACCGCUGCUCGCUGGCUGGACGUGAUCUAAACCGCUACUAUUGCACUUUACUCCGGGACUUGUUUCCGUGUGUGUGGUACACUCGCAAUAUGGUGAAACGAUUGCUCGCUGUGAGAGAAGUGGUGCUCUACUGUGAUUUUCACGGUCACAGCAGGAAAAACAAUGUCUUUAUGUACGGUUGUAAUGACUCCAAAGAUCCUUCAGUAUGUCUUCAGGAGCGUGUCUUUCCACUGAUGAUGAGCAAAAAUGCCAAAGACAAGUUUUCAUUCAGGAGUUGUAAGUUCAAGAUGCAGAAAAGCAAAGAAGGCACUGGCCGCAUUGUAAUGUGGAGGCUGGGUAUCAAAAACAGCUAUACAAUGGAAUCUACUUUUGGAGGAUCCACUUUAGGGGACAGAAAAGGAACCCAUUUUUCCAUAAGAGACCUAAAGUCUUUGGGCUACCACUUUUGCGACACUCUUCUAGACUUCUGUGAUCCAGACCAAACCAAGACUGCACUUUGUCUAACUGAACUGGGAGCAUUGUUAAAACAGGAGAUCAAACAGAAACUGGGAAAAGAUGUGGACUCACUAGAUGACCUCACUAAUGUAGAUAUCGAGUCCAGCACAAAUGGGUCCAAUAGCACAGAAUCUGAUGGCCUGCCUGCUCAUCUUUUAAGCUGCACAGACCAGAAUGUAAAAGUGAAGAAAAAACAUUUGCGGAGCAGAAAAGAAAGGAACAGACUGCGGCAACAACGAGCACAGAGUACAGAAUCCAAGGAAUCUCUACUUUUAAAUGAAAAUUUUGUGACCGAAAGAACUGAAGAGGAAACGACACCAAUGAAAGAAAUACAGGACAAAAGGCAAAAGGGACAAUUAGGGAGGAUAAAUCAGCCUGGAAGGACCUGGAUCCCACAUCCAACAAAGCGCAUUGCAGUUGCUGACCACGUGACAUUUUGGGGAGAAAAGCCAGACAGGCAUGGCACUGAUUACUCCUCCACCAUUGAAACUGGAGGGUCAGUGGUUCGUUAUGCCUCUUGUCCAUCCCAGAGGCAACUGCAGCGCCAACCCCUGAUUGUCACUGCAAUUAAGCACAGAUUAUUAUCUCUGCCAGUCCAGCAUUACCCCAUGCCCUUCAGCGAAGAUGUUAGAGCUCACCCAGAGAUGAGAGGAAGAUCUGCUGUGUCAAACAUUACACUGCACAGGAUUAUUCCAGAUUUCAUUCCUGACAGACACCUGGAACCCUGCCGUUCUACCCACUUCUUCCCAACCCGUUCUGCCAACCAGCUAAAACUCAGACGGGAACAAACAACCCAAUCAACCAUCGCUUCCCUCAAAUGCUUUACUCCUGAAAUACAGAACAGCAUGGGUGCCAUGAAAACCAACCACAACCACAGAAAUGCAGCAGGUUUGGAUGUACUGCACAGUGAACACUCCAUUGAAGCAAAGCAGUUUAAUAAACAAAAAACAGAGGACUCCUCUUUUCUUCCUAACCUUAAAACCAUUAGCAGGCAUGGUACAAGGCAUGAGGAAUCCUCAGGUGAUGCUGGCCUGAGAGCUCUGAGGCUAGCGAAGUUACCUGGUAGAAGAGAAGAUGCCAUCUCAUCAGGCAGCCGAAGCAACGAAGAAAGAAGUAAUGUUUUACCAAGGCUGCAAAAAAGUGUAGCAAAAACCACAAGAUCACAGGCUUCUGAGAGACUACUACAGCAGGAGUAAAAAGAAGCUGUCAUUUCAGAGAGCUUCACCACAAAACCUGGAAAACCUCAGUCUAGAGAGAGCAUCCAACAUUACACAUAAUCUUGAUGGCCACUUAGUAUGGCCAUCUAGUAAUCAUUGGCCAUUUUAUUAUUAUUAUUGUUAUUAUUAUUAUUAUUGCUCUCUACCCCAUAUAUACUAUUGUAUAUGGUCGGUUUAGCUUAGAAAAUGCCAAUGAUUACAUACAAGAUAAGGGAUAAAGUCACCAGCGAAUGAACUUUAUUUUCAUCCACCAUGCAAUACUACAGCUCAGCCAGUUUCAAUUGAGAGGACUUUUUAAUAUUUUUAAUACUUUUUAAAAUGUAAUAUUGUACCGAGUGGAUUUUUUAAUGGAUUAAUUAAAAUAUACCAUAUGCAUAAAACA